UCAGUCAUUUUUGCUUUCAUCUUUUGUGCAAUAUAAAAAAGACUGAGAGCAAAUUUUCAUCAGUUGUUGUUGUUGUUGCUGUUGUUUCAACUUUUAAUUUUUAAUUUUCUUUUAGUUUCUAUUCAACAAAAAACACAAAAGCAAAAGUCCCAACCAAAGUUGGUAAACAAUUUUUGCGGAUAAUCAAACAAUCUUAACACUUGUGCACAAACACAAUUAAAGGAUUUACUAGUGCAAUUGAUCAAUAAAUUGUUUUCACCUUUUCGUUUCAAUUUCGUAACUGGAAAAGUCAACAAUGGCAGAAGAUCCAGAUCCAACUCAAUACCUGUUCAUUUCUCUUGAGCAAAAGAGAAAAGAUCAAACCAAACCUUACGAUGGUAAAAAAAUGGUUUGGGUUCCCGAUGAAAAGGAAUGUUUCAUCCUCGGAAAUAUCUCUUCAACCAAAGGUGACAUCGUAACCGUUGAUUGUGGUAAAGGUGAUGAGCGACAAGUGAAAAAGGAUUUACUUCAACAAGUGAAUCCACCAAAGUUCGAGAAAUGCGAAGAUAUGUCUAAUCUUACCUAUCUUAACGAUGCUUCUGUCCUUCACAAUCUUAAAGAACGUUAUACUGCCCAACUUAUUUAUACUUACUCUGGACUUUUCUGUGUUGCUAUCAAUCCUUACAAACGAUUUCCCAUUUAUACUGGACGAGUAAUCAAGAUGUACCAAGGAAAGCGACGAAGUGAAAUGCCUCCUCACUUGUUCGCUAUCUGUGACGGUGCCUACACUGACAUGUUGACAAACCGAGAAAAUCAAUCCAUGUUGAUUACUGGUGAAUCUGGUGCCGGUAAAACUGAGAACACAAAGAAAGUAAUUGCUUACUUCGCUCAGGUUGGUGCUUCUUCAAAGAAGGAAGAAGCCAAAGACAAGAAGAAGGGCUCAUUGGAAGAUCAAAUUGUCCAAACUAAUCCAGUUCUUGAGGCUUAUGGUAACGCCAAGACUGUACGUAAUGACAACUCUUCACGUUUCGGUAAAUUCAUUCGAAUUCACUUUGGUCCAAUGGGUAAACUGGCUGGUGGUGAUAUUGAAACUUAUUUAUUGGAAAAAGCUCGUGUCAUCUCUCAACAAGCUGCUGAACGAUCAUAUCACAUCUUUUACCAGAUUAUUUCUGGUUCAGUUGCAGGAGUAUCAGAAAUGUGUUUACUCAGUAACGAUGUUUGCGACUAUCACUUCGUUUCUCAGGGUAAAACUACAAUUCCUGGAAUGGAUGAUGGAGCUGAAUUUGCUCUCACUGAUGAAGCUUUCGACAUUCUUGGUUUCAGCCUGGAAGAGAAGCACAACAUUUACAAGAUUACUGCUGCUGUUAUGCAUUUAGGUGAACUUAAAUUCAAACAGCGACCCCGAGAAGAGCAAGCUGAAGCUGAUGGUACUGAAGAGGGUGAACGAGUUGCCCACUUGUUGGGUCUUAAUGCUGCCGAUUUGUACAAAAACUUGUGCAAACCUCGAAUCAAGGUCGGUAACGAGUUUGUCAACCAAGGUAAAAGCAAGGAGCAAGUUUCAUACUCUAUUGGUGCCUUGGCUAAAGCCAUUUUCGAUCGUCUCUUCAAAUGGAUGGUUAAAAAGAUUAACGAAACUUUGGACACUAAACAAAAGCGACAAUACUUCAUUGGUGUACUUGAUAUUGCAGGUUUUGAAAUUUUCGAGUACAAUAGUUUUGAACAAUUUUGCAUCAACUUUACCAAUGAGAAGCUUCAACAAUUUUUCAAUCAUCACAUGUUUGUCCUCGAACAAGAGGAAUACAAACGUGAAGGAAUUGAAUGGGAAUGGGUUGAUUUUGGAAUGGAUCUUCAAGCCUGUAUCGAUUUAAUCGAAAAGCCUAUGGGUAUCCUUUCAAUUUUAGAGGAAGAAAGUAUGUUCCCUAAAGCUUCCGACAAGACCUUCUUGGACAAACUGAACACCAACCAUCUUGGAAAAUCACCAAACUUCCAGAAACCCAAACCUCCCAAGCCAGGUCAAAGUGAGGCUCACUUUGCUCUUGUCCAUUAUGCCGGUACUGUGCCAUACAACAUCACUGGUUGGCUUGAGAAGAACAAGGAUCCUCUUAACGAUUGUGUCGUUGACCAGUUCAAACACUCAUCCAACAACUUGUUGGUUGAAAUUUUCGCUGACCAUCCCGGUCUUGGUGCUGAUGAUUCAACUGCUUCCAAGGGUGCUGGUGGUAAAGGUGGUGGUGGACGUAAGAAGGGUUCUGGUUUCCAGACUGUAUCUGGUUUAUACAGGGAACAACUUAAUAAGCUGAUGACUACCUUAAGAUCAACCCAACCUCACUUUAUCCGGUGUAUCAUUCCCAAUGAAACCAAAACUCCAGGAUUCAUUGAUUCUCAUCUUGUUAUGCACCAGUUGACCUGUAACGGUGUGCUUGAAGGUAUUCGUAUCUGUCGUAAAGGUUUCCCUAACAGAAUGGGUUACCCUGAUUUCAAACAACGUUAUACUAUCUUGGCUCCUACCGCUGUACCUAAGGGAUUCGUUGAUGCCAAACAAGUUGCCGCAAAGGUUACUGAAGCAAUUCAACUUGAACCUGAAAACUUCCGAUUGGGACACACCAAGAUCUUCUUCCGAGCUGGUAUUUUGGGUCGUCUGGAGGAGAUGCGAGAUGAGAGGUUAAGCAAAAUAGUUACAUGGCUACAAGCUUGGUGUCGAUGGUGGUUUGUUAAGAAGACCUUUAAACGACUUCAAGAACAACGUAUUGCUUUACUUGUUAUCCAAAGGAAUCUACGUAAAUUCUUGACUCUUCGUAACUGGCUCUGGUGGAAGUUGUACUCUAAGGUUAAGCCUUUGUUGACCAUGGCCAAGGUUGAAGACGAAAUCAAAGCCUUGGAAGAGAAGCUUAAAAAGGAAACUGAAGAGAAGGAAAAAGAAGCCAAACUUCGAAAAGAAUUGGAAGUUCAAAAUGUUAAACUGUUACAAGAAAAGAAUGAUCUCUUCCUUCAAUUGGAGGCCGAAAGAUCAGGUGCCGGUGAUGUUGAGGAACGUCUUCAGAAAACAAUGUCACAGAAACACGAUUUGGAACAACAGUUACAGGAAUUACAAGAUCGUUUAUCACACGAAGAAGAUGCUCACACUCAACUGUCUGGUUCCAAGAAAAAGUUGGAACAAGACAUUUCCCAUUUGAAGAAAGAGAUUGAAGAUCUUGAACUUUCCUUACAAAAAGCUGAACAAGACAAAGCCACCAAAGAUCAUCAAAUUCGCAACUUGAACGAUGAAAUUGCUCAUCAAGAUGAAAUGAUCAACAAGUUGAACAAGGAAAAGAAACACCUUCAAGAAUCUGUCCAGAAAACUUCUGAAGACCUUCAAGGUGCAGAAGACAAGAUUAACCAUCUUAACAAGGUAAAAGCCAAGCUUGAGCAAACCUUAGACGAAUUAGAAGACAACCUCGAACGAGAAAAGAAACUUCGAGCUGAUGUUGAAAAGAACAAGCGAAAGAUUGAAUCUGACCUUAAACUUGCCCAAGAAGCUGUCGCUGACUUGGAAAAGAACAAGAAGGAAUUAGAAGGAGCCAUUCAACGAAAGGAAAAAGAAAUGGCAUCAUUGUCCGCCAAACUCGAAGACGAACAAUCAUUGGUAGCCAAACUUCAAAAGCAAAUCAAAGAGAUUCAGUCUCGAAUUGAGGAGCUUGAAGAAGAGCUUGAAGCUGAACGACAAGCCCGUGCCAAGGCAGAGAAACAACGAGCUGAUUUGGCCCGUGAAAUUGAAGAAUUAUCUGAGCGUCUUGAGGAAGCUGGAGGAGCAACAACAUCCCAAAUUGAACUUAACAAACGCCGAGAAGCUGAAUUGGCUAAACUUAGACGUGAUCUUGAAGAGUCAAACCUUCAACAUGAACAAGCCAUGGCUGCCCUUAGGAAGAAACAUAAUGACGCUGUUGCUGAGCUUUCAGAGCAGCUCGAUAACGUAGUCAAAAUAAAGGCCAAAAUCGAAAAAGAGAAACAGCAAAUGAAGGGUGAACUUGAUGACAUGAAAACUGGAAUGGAUCAUGUCGCUAAGGAUAAGGCCAAUCUUGAGAAGCAAAACAAACAAUUAGAAAUGCAAUUAGGCGAAUUACAGCACAAGAUUGACGAACAGAACCGAACCUUGGGUGACUUUGAUGCCUCCAAGAAGAAGCUUGCCGUUGAAAAUGGUGAACUUCAAAGACAAUUGGAAGAAGCUGAAUCACAAGUUAACCAAUUAGGUAAAUUGAAGGCUUCCCUUCAAUCACAACUCGAAGAAGCUAAGCGAACUGCUGACGAAGAAAGCAGGGAACGAGCUGCUAUCAUGGGUAAAUACCGAAACUUGGAACACGAUUUAGAUGGUUUACGAGAACAAUUGGAAGAAGAGGCUGAAGGUAAAGCUGACUUGCAACGUCAAUUAUCCAAGGCCAAUGCUGAGAUCACCGCUUGGAGAACCAAGUUUGAAUCUGAAGGUUUGGCUCGAUUGGAAGAAUUGGAAGAAUCAAAGAAGAAGUUACAGAUCAAAUUACAAGAGUCAGAGGAACACAUUGAACAGCUCAAUGCCAAGUGUUCUGGCUUAGAAAAGACCAAGCAACGAUUACAGGGAGAAAUUGAAGACAUGUCCAUUGAAGUUGAAAAGGCUAACUCGUUGGCCGCUUCACUUGAGAAGAAGCAGAAACACUUCGACAAAAUUGUCGCCGACUGGAAGCACAAGGUUGACGAUUUGGCUGCCGAGUUGGAUGCUUCUCAAAAGGAAUGCCGAAACUACUCUACCGAAUUAUUCAAACUUAGAGCCUUGUACGAAGAGUCACAAGAACAUUAUGAAGCCGUUAAGAGGGAGAACAAGAACCUUCAAGAUGAGAUUAAGGAUCUUAUGGAUCAAUUAGGUGAAGGUGGACGCUCAGUUCAUGAACUCGAAAAGAUGAGAAAGAGAUUAGAGAUGGAGAAGGAAGAGUUGCAAGCUGCUUUGGAGGAAGCUGAGGCUGCUUUGGAACAAGAAGAAAACAAGGUUCUUCGAGCUCAACUUGAAUUAUCUCAAGUUCGACAAGAAAUUGACCGAAGACUCCAAGAGAAGGAAGAAGAAUUUGAAAACACCCGAAAGAACCAUCAACGAGCCCUUGACUCAAUGCAAGCUUCUCUCGAGGCUGAGGCCAGAGGAAAGGCUGAGGCACUCAGGAUGAAGAAGAAGUUGGAAUCAGACAUUAAUGAGCUUGAAAUUGCUUUAGACCACGCCAACAAGGCCAAUGCUGAGGCACAAAAGACUAUUAAGAAAUACCAACAAAUGAUCAAAGACUUGCAAACUUCAUUGGAAGAAGAGCAAAGAGCUCGAGAUGAGGCUCGUGAGCAAUACGCAAUGGCCGAGAGACGGUGCAAUGCUCUUCAUGGCGAGCUUGAAGAGUCUCGACAGCUUCUUGAACAAGCUGACCGAGCUCGACGAAACGCUGAACAAGAGAACGGUGAACUUCAUGAGGCUAACAAUGAAUUGUCUGCUCAAAACGCUUCCCUUUCAAUGGCCAAGAGAAAGUUGGAGGGUGAAAUGCAGGCAUUACAAGCUGAUCUCGACGAAAUGUUGAAUGAAGCUAAACAAUCAGAGGAGAAGGCUAAGAAGGCCAUGGUUGAUGCUGCUCGUUUGGCCGACGAGUUGCGAGCUGAGCAAGAACACGCUCAACAACAAGAGAAGAUGAGGAAAGCCAUGGAACAACAAAUCAAGGAAUUACAAGUUCGCCUUGAUGAAGCUGAACAAGCAGCUCUUAAGGGUGGUAAAAAAGUCAUCCAAAAAUUGGAACAAAAGGUUCGUGAAUUGGAACAAGAACUUGAAUCUGAGCAAAGAAGGCACGGCGAUGCUGCCAAGAACCUACGAAAGGCCGAGAGACGCCUUAAGGAGCUUCAAUUCCAAUCAGAGGAAGACCGAAAGAAUCAAGAAAGAAUGCAAGAUUUGGUUGACAAGCUUCAACAAAAGAUUAAAACUUACAAGAGACAAAUUGAAGAGGCUGAAGAAAUUGCUGCCCUCAACUUGGCUAAAUUCCGUAAAGUUCAGCAAGAAUUGGAAGAUGCUGAGGAACGAGCUGACAUGGCUGAAAAUGCUUUGGCCAAAUUGAGAGCGCGUAAUCGAAGCUCUGCAUCAGCCAGCCGAGCCAUGAGUCCAGGACCUGGACUUCCUAAAGCACGGGCUCAGCAACAUGCAGAAUAAAUUCCAUUCGACUCCAGGAUAGUCAUUUUGCGAAAUGAACAAAAGACAUUCUGACUUUUCUUUUCCCACCUCCAUCAACCUCCCACCUCAAUCAGCACCUCAACGGAAAACUAAAAGAAUAAUUCAAUUGAGAUAAUUACACACACACAAGCACAUAAACACACAACAUUGAGGUUUGCUGUUUUAACAUCAACAUCGUUUUGAGUAAAAAUCGUUUUUUUCUUUCUCUUCUCUAUCUUUCGUUUCUCUCUUUCUUUUUUCAAUCUUUAACUGCUCAACCACAUUAUUCUGAAUUAAUUCAACAAUUGAUCGAAAGUUUAUCCAGUUAAAUGUCAAUCUUUAACAACAACAACAACAACAACAACAGCAACAGCAACGACACAAGGCAACAUCCAACAAAAGAAGAUGAAAAUAAGUAAACUUUCGAUGAAUGUUGAAAUUAUUACCUUUAAUUUUUCUCUUUUUUCUGUCUGUAUUUAUCUCGACUAUUGAUGUUAACCAUGACAAAACAAAAGACAAACAGCAACAGGAAACCAACACCAAUAAACGAAUCCACCAUUUAAAGAAGAACAUCAAUUUUUGUGAAAAAAAGAAACAAAUUGUAAUUAUUCUCUGAUAAAUUUUGGAGGCUGUGUGAUUAAUCAAAUUUACAAAACAAGAAAAAAAAUUGGCAAAACAAUAAACAUCGACAACAAGCAUUUUAGUGCAAUAUAAA
Messenger RNA from Tetranychus urticae (two-spotted spider mite), 6869 nucleotides. The record is from RefSeq and is a predicted model, not a curated record. Lineage: Eukaryota; Metazoa; Arthropoda; Arachnida; Trombidiformes; Tetranychidae.